UGUUCCCAGGUCGUCCCUCCCCGGCUCGUAGCUCGAAGUUGUGUGCGGUGAACGUCGGUGGGUGAAAAUGGCAACGCAAAACGAGCCUCGCGUGCUGUUUUGCGGCUACAGACGAAUAUCAAACGUUCAGGAGUACUUCAAACGAAGUAGUUUGCUUCGCGGUGGCGACUUGUACGCCGCUAAUCACGUUUACUGCGUGAGAGAAGAACUCGACAGUGCCGUCGGUCCGUCGGAAAUCUUAGGAAAAUGCGUCGCACAAAUGAAGAGCGUGGAGUACGAAGUGCGUUUAGAGUUAUCAGCGCACGAAAGAAAAAUUGUGCAAGCUUAUUGCACCUGCAAGGCUGGAUGUCGAGGCUGGUGCAAGCACGGCGCGGCGCUGGCCCUGUAUGUCAACAACCACCAACACACGUCGUGUACUGACCUGCCGUGUGCUUGGCAGAAGCCAUCGACCCGCCCAACGCUUGACACAAAGAAGUCCAUCAGUGAACUAUUCCCGAGUCGUCCCAUCAUAAAGCCAAUCCUGAGGCCCCUCAGCCCGACAGUGGUGCACAGCCAGUUUCCCGACGUGAACUGCGCGUUCAGGCAUGUCAUCAAUUUUGAAGAGAGUUGUGCGAUUGAGGCACCUGAUGCUGUUGUCGCCGUUGCUGCCAAGCAAGUUGACGAGUCGCACAGCGACCUUGUAAAAAACAUAUUUAAUAAUGUGCGGCAGCUUCACCAUAACUUUGGAGUUUCAACAACAUUACCUCUGAGGCUCACAAAGUGUGACAUGUUGUCCACGCUCUCAGCAAAGGAAAAAUGCUUUUAUCAGAGUGUGGUAAGCAAAAGCAUGGAUGAGGUUGUUGAAAUUGCUUUAGCAACAAGGCGGCAAGCAUCAGUGACAAGGUUUGUUGUCAUAUUAUAUUAUUAUUGUAUCCACUUGUGUUUCUUGUGUUUCCUCUUAUUGAUGAGCAUAUCUAAUCACAGAUGGCUAAUGUUCCCUGCCAUCACGACCACUUAUGGUCUUUGGUGCAUGAAAUGGAAUGCCAUGAAACCCUGCUUGAAUUCAGACACAACACAGUGCUUCAGCAAACACAACUGGGGUGUGGCCAGAGGGUGGUACAUCAGGGCAAGUGUCACUCCCAAAUAA
This is a messenger RNA of Dermacentor silvarum, 1126 nucleotides long. RefSeq lists its product as uncharacterized. Lineage: Eukaryota; Metazoa; Arthropoda; Arachnida; Ixodida; Ixodidae. Gene Ontology annotation, molecular function: zinc ion binding. The coding region runs from base 68 to 1126 and encodes 352 amino acids. The record is from RefSeq and is a predicted model, not a curated record. The transcript is spliced from 3 exons.